CGCCAGGGCAGUGCUGGUCUGGGCAGUGCGCGGGGAAGCGGCGACCCGCUGUCACUGCGCCUCCCGCCGCCGACGCUGCCUGGACGGCCGCACUCUCCCUGCCCGAGACCCGAUGGGGAAGAUUGAGGUUGAGAGAGGUGAAGAUACUUGCUCAACGUCAUGCAAGCAGUAAAUGGGGGUGUGGAGGGAGGCAAUGAGAUUUGACUCCAAGCAGUCUGAGACCAGAGGAAUGUUGGAUUGCAGGAUGCUAGACUGCUUUCCUCAGACACAAUUCAUACGUCAGAAAAUGACCAUCAAGUAAGUGAAUGAUGACACUAAAUUGCAUGGUUCUUUUGUCAAAUAAAAUUCACUGAGGGGCAGAUGGCUGGGUCAUGCAUGCAGGUGGCUCUGCAGUGGAGCAUUUCCUGGAGCUUUGAAAUGAAGCUCCAGGUUGAUCAGAGGUGCGUGGCUUUAGCCCUGAGUGUCCUGUGUGUUAAAGGCUUGUGCUUCUCAGAACUUGAAAUACCUUUCAGAAGGAGGCUGUGCUUUUGGGAGUGCAAUCGAUGAUUUAAGUAGACCAAUGUGCCUUGAAAUUCUCUUAGAUCUUAGAGCCUUUUGUCUUUUCUCCUUCAGAACAGAGUUGUUCUAAAAUCCUGAGUAACAACGUCAGUUUUUACCCUUGCUUUACUUUCUUUUUCUCAUCUGCAGAUCUCCAAGUGUGGCAGCUGAUUUGUAUAUAAGAGCUGAAAUGCAAUUUUGGUUAAUACAGUCACUUGGCCUUGCUUAUGAUAGAUUUGACUUUCCUGGCUUCUUUCUACUACUCACAGCUUCUAGAAGGCCAUUUAUUUAGAUAUUAAUCUUCUGGGACCCUCAAGAUGUUUGCUUUGCACUAUUAAAGAAUUCUGGUCCUAAGGGAGGACAGCUGAAUCAUAGGUUAAAUGUAUCAUCAUCUUUCUCAUACUCAACACUGGGAGAACAAGGUUUCCUGUCAUCCUUCCAAUUAGCCGUUUAACUCAUUUGCAUAAGAAUCAUUCCUGAAACUUGACCUAUUGCCAUCAAAUUUGUGUAGAUUGAAAUCCAUUUUUCCAGCUUCUGGCUUUCAGGGCCCGAGUUUUAUUUGCCAAGUUAGCUCCUGCGUUUAGUGAAGAGGUUAUUUUUCUUUAAAGUCACCGGAGGCAUAAAAAAGCCAUAGCGAUUCUUGCAGGGAGAGUGCCACUUUGGGGGAAUAGCUGGAUUGUGUAAGGCUGGAAGCCCUAAAGAGCUGGUAGCCUGAAGUCUUCAAAGAUUCCUGAGCUGCUCUUGAUUCGUGUGUAUGUUUAGUGAAAGUUUGUUUUCAGUGCCUGUAGCUGAUACCACUGACUCUGUGAGUAAGAGUAAGCUCUCUGGAUCUCAGGUUUCCCCUCUGCAAAGUGAGCUGGGCUACAGGUUAUCUUAGGUCCCUUUCAACUCUGCACUGUCAACUUGAAUUCAUACACACAGUUGACACAGAAUCCUCAUUUUCUGAACAAAAGCAUAUAAAAUCCUGUUGCCAAUCCUUGUAUGUCAGUUUCCCAUUGGUCUUGAAUGCAAAUACACAUAUUGUAAACUAAGUAUUUGUGUUUUCUUUCCUAGACUCUCCAGAAAGAGCAACAGUAAUGGAGUACAUGAGCACUGGAAGUGACAAUAAAGAAGAAAUUGAUUUAUUAAUUAAACAUUUAAAUGUGUCUGAUGUAAUAGACAUUAUGGAAAAUCUUUAUGCAAGUGAAGAGCCAGCAGUUUAUGAACCCAGUCUAAUGACCGUGUGUCAAGACAGCAAUCAAAAUGAUGAGCGUUCUAAGUCUCUGCUGCUUAGUGGCCAAGAGGUACCAUGGUUGUCAUCAGUCAGAUAUGGAACCGUGGAGGAUUUGCUUGCUUUUGCAAACCAUAUAUCCAACACUGCAAAGCAUUUUUAUGGACAACGACCACAGGAAUCUGGAAUUUUAUUAAACAUGGUCAUCACUCCCCAAAAUGGACGUUACCAAAUAGAUUCCGAUGUUCUCCUGAUCCCUUGGAAGCUGACUUACAGGAAUAUUGGUUCUGAUUUUAUUCCUCGGGGAGCCUUUGGAAAGGUAUACUUGGCACAAGAUAUAAAGACGAAGAAAAGAAUGGCGUGUAAACUGAUCCCAGUAGAUCAAUUUAAGCCAUCUGAUGUGGAAAUCCAGGCUUGCUUCCGGCACGAGAACAUCGCAGAGCUGUAUGGUGCAGUCCUGUGGGGUGAAACCGUCCAUCUCUUUAUGGAAGCAGGCGAGGGAGGGUCUGUUCUGGAGAAACUGGAGAGCUGUGGACCAAUGAGAGAAUUUGAAAUUAUUUGGGUGACAAAGCAUGUUCUCAAGGGACUCGAUUUUCUGCACUCAAAGAAAGUGAUCCAUCAUGAUAUUAAACCUAGCAACAUUGUUUUCAUGUCCACAAAAGCUGUUUUGGUGGAUUUUGGCCUAAGUGUUCAAAUGACCGAAGAUGUCUAUUUUCCUAAGGACCUCCGAGGAACAGAGAUUUACAUGAGCCCAGAGGUCAUCUUAUGCAGGGGCCAUUCAACCAAAGCAGACAUCUACAGCCUGGGGGCCACGCUCAUCCACAUGCAGACGGGCACCCCACCCUGGGUGAAGCGCUACCCUCGCUCAGCCUAUCCCUCCUACCUGUACAUAAUACACAAGCAAGCGCCUCCACUGGAAGACAUUGCAGAUGACUGCAGUCCAGGGAUGAGAGAGCUGAUAGAAGCUGCCCUGGAGAGAAACCCCAAUCACCGCCCAAGAGCCGCAGACCUACUAAAACACGAGGCCCUGAACCCGCCCAGAGAGGAUCAGCCACGCUGUCAGAGUCUGGACUCUGCCCUCUUUGAGCGCAAGAGGCUGCUGAGUAGGAAGGAGCUGGAACUUCCUGAGAACAUUGCUGAUUCUUCAUGCACAGGAAGCACCGAGGAAUCUGAGAUGCUCAGGAGGCAACGCUCUCUCUACAUAGACCUCGGCGCUCUGGCUGGCUACUUCAAUCUUGUUCGGGGACCACCAACGCUUGAAUAUGGCUGAAGGAUGACAUGUUUGCUCGAAAUUAGGACAGCAUUGAUCUCCUGGAGGCUGGUUCUGCUGCCUCUACACAGGAGCCCUGUACAGUGAAUGGUGCCAUAUUUGAAGGAGCAGUGUGACCUCCCGUGACCCAUGAAUGUGCCUCCAAGUGGCCCUGUGUGUUUGACUUGUGAAGCUAUUUGAUAUGCACCAGGUCUCAAGGUUCUCAUUUCUCAGGUGAUGUGAUUCUAAGGAAGGAAUUUGAGAGUUCACAGAAGGAUCGUGUCUGCUGACUGUUUCAUUCACUGUGCACUUUGCUCAAAAUUUUAAAAAUACCAAUCGCAAGGAUAAUAGAGUAGCCUAAAAUUACUAUUCUUGGUUCUUAUUUAAGUAUGGAAUAUUCAUUUUACUCAGAAUAGCUGUUUUGUGUAUAUUGGUGUAUAUCAUGUAACUCUUUGAGCCUUUAUUGGUAAAUUCUGGUAUACAUUGAAUUCAUUAUAAUUUGGGUGACUAGAACAACUUGAAUAUUGUAGCAAUAAGCUGGACUAGUGUCUUAAAAAUGGCUAACUGAUGAAUUACAAGCCAUCUGACAGCAGGCCACUAGCGACAGUUUCUUUUGUGUUCCUAUGGAAACAUUUUAUACUGUACAUGCUAUGCUGAAGACAUUCAAAACAUGAUGUUUUGAAUGUGGAUAAAACUGUGUAAACCACAUAAUUUUUGUACAUCCCAAAGGAUGAGAAUGUGACCUUUAAGAAAAAUGAAAACUUUUGUAAAUUAUUGAUGAUUUUGUAAUUCUUAUGAGUAAAUUUUCUUUUAAGCAUUUGUAUAUUAAAAUAGCAUACUGUGUAUGUUUUAUAUCAAAUGCCUUCAUGAAUCUUUCAUAUAUAUAUAUUUGUAACAUUGUAAAGUAUGUGAGUAGUCUUAUGUAAAGUAUGUUUUUACAUUAUGCAAAUAAAACCCAAUACUUUUGUCCAAUGUGGUUGGUCAAAUCAACUGAAUAAAUUCAGUAUUUUGCGCUA
Molecule: messenger RNA, 4012 nt
Organism: Pongo pygmaeus (Bornean orangutan)
Lineage: Eukaryota; Metazoa; Chordata; Mammalia; Primates; Hominidae
Gene: MAP3K8
Product: mitogen-activated protein kinase kinase kinase 8
Exons: 8
Coding region: 1614-3017 (467 amino acids)
Biological process (GO): protein phosphorylation
Molecular function (GO): protein kinase activity; ATP binding
Source: RefSeq, a predicted model, not a curated record